Messenger RNA from Camelina sativa (false flax), 848 nucleotides. Its product is annotated as protein SPEAR3. NCBI's taxonomy places the organism in Eukaryota, Viridiplantae, Streptophyta, Magnoliopsida, Brassicales, Brassicaceae. Gene Ontology annotation, molecular function: DNA-binding transcription factor activity. The record is from RefSeq and is a predicted model, not a curated record.
ACCAUUAGAGAUCUCUUCGAUUCCUCAGCUCAAAGCUAACCAAACCAAACCCCACACGCACAGAAAGAAAAAAAAAAACAAUUGUUGGGUCUUUUUUCUCUCUCUAGCAAGACUUUCUCUCUCUAGUUCUUGAUUAUUAUUAUCAUUCCGGUGAAUAAACCAAGAAAUGGGUAGUAGUUUUUUCGGGAGACCAAAAAUGGGUGGAUCUUCGUCGUCGUCACCAACUUCUUCUUCUUCUUCAAAGAGAGGGAAGAACAAGAACGGUUCUGACAAGCCUAAGCAGCCACAGAGAGGUCUCGGUGUGGCGCAGUUAGAGAAGAUUAGAUUACACGGAGAAUAUAACUGCAACAGCUUCAAUACUUACCCUUCUUAUCAUCCUUCAUUCAAUCAUCAGGAUGAUGUGAGGAUGCAAGUAGGACAUCAAUCCAUACCAUCUUCAUCACCAUCCUUUACAUAUGCAUCAUCAUCACCAUCAUCGGCUCCUUACGGCUUUCACCCAAACAUGAUGAUGAAUGCAAAUAAUGAUCAAUACGAGAGAACAACAAUAAGAUACGGAGAUUCUCAGCCUCACGUAGCACCGAGUUGGAACCCGAGCUACGGGAUCUUGGAGAGCCAACAUUUUGUGGAACCAAACACAACCAGACACUUCUUACACGAGGAUCCAAGAAAUAAAUCGUUGGGAUCGGGUAUUCAGGACUUCGAAUCGAGUGAAGCAAAUGAGCUAGAUUUGGAGUUGAGAUUGUGACUUUAAUUAAUGUAUGAACUCAUAUUAUUGAAAAAGAUGCCAUGGAUUUGUUAUACAUUCAAAGCAAAUUAGAGAAAUAAUAUAUAUAGGUCAUUUGAUUUGA